Molecule: messenger RNA, 3802 nt
Organism: Dioscorea cayenensis subsp. rotundata (Guinea yam)
Lineage: Eukaryota; Viridiplantae; Streptophyta; Magnoliopsida; Dioscoreales; Dioscoreaceae
Product: kinesin-like protein KIN-7K, chloroplastic
Exons: 25
Coding region: 205-3474 (1089 amino acids)
Biological process (GO): microtubule-based movement
Molecular function (GO): microtubule motor activity; microtubule binding; ATP binding
Source: RefSeq, a predicted model, not a curated record
CUCUCUCUCUCUCUCCGCCGUUGUUCGGCAUCGUCGACAUUGCUCACCGGCGGUGACGUUACCGUCCACAUUGCUUUCAAAUGCUUUCCCCCACUUUACACCUUACGAGCAUGUGACAUCCAACCCUAGAUUCCCCUUCACUCCACUCCACCCUCUUAUUCUCACCUUCCCCCUCGCUUUGAUCUACAUCUCUGAGCUACAUCCAUGGCGGGGCCUUCGACAUCGAGGGGUCGGAGUAGCUCGCCAUUCGGAUACCGAAAGCCCCCGCCGAGCUCCUUUUCGUCGACCUCAUUUUCCUCGUCUUCGUCUUCUUUCAUGAAUGGUAGGCUCAUGCCCCGCUCUUCACCUUCCUCUGUUUCCUCGCAUUUUGGAGGUAUGCCGCGAUCUGCUACCCCGAGCCGCGGACGAAGCCGCGCUCCUGUUGGGUUUGCUUCUGCGGAUGAGCUGGUUGAGGAGUUGAAUGAGGCUGCGAGAUCUGGGGAGGGGGAUAGUAUCUCUGUUACCGUGAGGUUUCGGCCGUUGAGUGAAAGGGAGUUUCAGCGAGGGGAUGAGAUCGCGUGGUAUGCUGAUGGUGAUAAGGUGGUGCGCAACGAGUAUAAUCCUGCCACGGCUUAUGCUUUUGACCGAGUAUUUGGUCCUACCACAGCUUCUAAGGUUGUGUAUGAUGUUGCUGCUCGGCCUGUCGUGAAAGCUGCAAUGGAGGGAAUCAAUGGUACGGUUUUUGCUUAUGGUGUAACUAGUAGUGGGAAGACUCAUACUAUGCAUGGGGAUCAGAAUUCUCCUGGAAUUAUACCAUUGGCUAUUAAGGAUGUCUUCAGCAUAAUUCAAGAUACUCCAGGAAGAGAGUUUUUGCUCCGGGUGACGUAUCUUGAAAUUUACAAUGAGGUGAUAAAUGACUUGUUGGAUCCUACUGGUCAAAACCUGCGCGUCAGGGAAGAUGCUCAGGGAACUUAUGUGGAAGGAGUAAAGGAGGAAGUUGUUUUAUCCCCUGGCCAUGCACUGUCAUUCAUUGCUGCUGGUGAAGAGCAUCGCCAUGUUGGUUCGAACAAUUUUAACUUGUUUAGCAGCCGAAGCCACACUAUAUUUACAUUGAUGAUUGAGAGCAGUGUUCGUGGUGAUGAGUAUGAUGGCGUGAUAUUUUCUCAACUUAAUCUUAUUGAUCUGGCUGGGUCUGAGAGUUCAAAAACUGAGACAACUGGACUAAGGAGAAAGGAAGGAUCAUAUAUCAACAAAAGUCUUUUAACUCUUGGAACUGUAAUUGGAAAGCUAAGUGAAGGAAAAGCAUCUCAUGUGCCUUAUCGUGAUUCAAAGCUGACUCGUCUUUUGCAAUCUUCCUUGAGCGGCCACGGACAUGUCUCGCUUAUUUGCACCGUUACGCCUGCAUCCAGUAACAUGGAAGAAACGCAUAACACACUGAAGUUUGCUAGCAGAGCAAAACGAGUUGAGAUUUAUGCCUCUCGGAAUAGGAUAAUAGAUGAGAAGUCUCUGAUCAAGAAAUAUCAAAAGGAAAUUUCUAGUCUGAAGCAAGAACUUGACCACCUUAGGAAAGGAAUGCUUUCGGGUGUAAAUCAUGAAGAGCUAUUGAUCUUGCGGCAACGGCUUGAGGAGGGCCAGGUAAAGAUGCAAUCUCGUUUGGAGGAAGAAGAGGAAGCAAAAGCUGCUCUGAUGAGUAGAAUUCAAAGACUAACAAAAUUAAUACUUGUUUCUACCAAGAACACUAUUCCUAGUUGUUUGAGUGAUUUGCCUAAUCAUCAGCAACGUCAUUCAAUAGGAGAAGAUGAAAAAAUGGAUGUCUUACGUGAAGGUUCUCCACUUCUUCUGGAAAGUGCAAGCAUAUCUUCUGCUCUGUCAGAUGUAUUUGACCCACUUAACGAUCUUAAGAACAAGAUAUCUUCAGGCAAGGUGAGUGAUGAACAUUCGUCUAUGGGUAGUUCAAUCACGGAAUCCACACAAGCAGGAGAACGAGGUGGUGGGACGGCUAAUGGCCACAUGCUUCCAUUGACAGGGAUGACAAUGUCAGAUCAAAUGGAUCUACUUACUGAGCAAGUGAAAAUGCUUGCGGGUGAGAUAGCAUUCAGUAGCAGUACACUAAAACGAUUAACAGAGCAGUCUAUAGAUGACCCAGAGGGUUCUCAGAUUCAAAUUCAGAACUUGGAACGUGAAAUUCAAGAAAAAAGAAGGCAAAUGAGCGUAUUAGAACAACGCAUUGUCGAAAGCGGUGAAGCAUCUAUGUCAAGUGCAUCGCUGAUUGAUAUGCAACAGAAUGUCACGAGAUUAAUGACUCUAUGCAAUGAGAAGGACUUUGCGCUAGAGAUAAAAUCAGCAGAUAAUCGUAUCCUCCAGGAACAAUUAGAUCAAAAGUGUGCUGAAAAUAGAGAGUUGCAAGAGAAGUUCAUCUUUCUGCAACAACAGUUAGAUUCAAUGAAAGGAGAAAAGUUGGAAUUACCUCCGGAACAGAUUUUAUUAGAGGACUUGUCCGGUCUGAAGAAUAAGCUACAGUCUCAGGAGGAGGAAAAUGAGAAACUUGCCCUUGAGAAACGUCAGCUCUGCGAAGAAAAUCGUGGGUUGGUUACUCAGAAUAGGAAGUUGGCUGAAGAGGCCUCAUAUGCAAAAGAAUUAGCAUCUGCUGCCGCUGUUGAGCUGAAAACUUUGGCUGCAGAAGUGACUAAAUUGUCACUGCAAAACGAAAGACUGGGAAAGGAACUUUCAGUAGCUCAAGAAAUUGCAUAUUCGAGAGGUGGUAGUGCUGGUCUUCGUAAGCAUUCUGAAGGCAAGAAUGAUGGCAUCAAACUAGGGAGGAAGAGCAGGCCUGGUAGCAGGGGUGGUGAAUUUGGGAGUGCCGGUUAUGAUGACACUGACUGUUGGAAUGCUGAAUUAGAUACAAUGAAGAUGGAGUUACACACAAGAAAACAAAGAGAAGCUGCUUUAGAAGCUUCUUUAGCUGAGAAGGAGCUUUUGGAAGAAGACUACCAGAGGAAAUUUGAUGAGGCAAAGAAAAGAGAAGCAGCUUUAGAAAAUGACUUAGCAGGCAUGUGGGUACUUGUUGCUAAACUGAAGAAAGGUGCAUUGGGGAUUUCAGAGUUAAGUGCUGAUGAGAGAUCUAGGCUUGGGAUGGACUUGGUAAAUGACGCGGAGAAAAGCAAAAGUGACUCUGAUGAGCCUCAUCUGAGAGAGAGACAAUCAUCGGAUGCUUUCACUGCAAUAACUAACAGCCAGAUGGAUCAAGCUUCUGAGUUUGAACCUCUUCUUGUCCGUCUAAAGGCUAAGAUCCAAGAGAUGAAGGAAAAAGAUCUUGAACCCUUAGGAAACGGGGAUGCAAAUACUCAUGUUUGUAAAGUAUGCUUUGAAUCACCCACUGCUGCAGUGCUCCUCCCUUGUCGACAUUUUUGUUUGUGCAAACCUUGCUCUCUCGCUUGUUCUGAAUGCCCCCUUUGUCGCACAAAGAUUGCUGACAGGAUUAUUGCAUUCACAUGAAGGGUGUUAUGUCUGCAUCUUCUGUACAAUUGAAAUCAGCCUGAUUCUUUUAUUAAGUUUUUCUUCUGAAGGUAUAUUCACAUAUUUCUUGUAAGUGGUGAGAGUUGCAAUCCAUUCUUCUUUUGAAAGGCAGAAAUUGCCUUUGAAGUUUCAACUCUAUAUUAGUCCAUAUUUCCCUUUGUCCAAAAUGUAAUUGGUGUAUUGCUGCAUUUUGUGUAUAGAAACCCCAUACUGGAAGUUGUAGCUGAGACGAUCGUCAUUUAAUAUGAUAUUAGAAGAAAGAAAUUAAAAGGUUUCAUUGGGGGAAUUUCUUGAUCCCCUUUUCUUC